AUGUCGUCUGCCCUGCUUCCAGCCGUCGACGACGGCGUGGAGAACCUGCCGCCAAACGCCGAAGACCGACAUGGUGCUGGUGCUGGUGGUGGCGCUCUUCCACAUGAUGCAGAGCUGGUGGAUGCUCUGGCUGCUGCGCAAUCCAAGUUGGCUGCACUUUCGCGGACGCAUAAUGCUACUCUGGUCAAGCUGCGGAGGGCUGAAGACUCAGUCCGGCUGCUGUCGGCCCACAAGACCAAGCUGCAGAACGGCCUACGUGCCCUCGCCGACAGAGUCCUCGCUACUGCUGCUGCCUCGCCGCAUGAUACUCUGCCGACUGAUCAGCUGCCGGACGACGUUGUGGAACUGCUUGAUGCCAUCACUGCUGAGCAGAUUGCCGCCGAUGUGGCGGCGACUGGCGUCCCGCUCACCUACGACGAGCUCAAGCGUGAGCUUGAGGCUGCUCGCUCCAGCGAGGAGGCCGCCACCCAGGCCGCAGCGUCGGCGCAAGGCCUUCUGGCCUCACGCGACGAGACCAUUGCUCUCUUGGGCGCCCGCGUGGAGGCACUCGAGGCCGAGCUGGCCGUCGCUGUCGCCUCGUCUAUGCAAGUCGCUUACGAUGAGCUGAUGGCGACUCAUCUCGCGCUUGUCGCCACCCACGAAGCGCUCAAGGAAGAGGCUGCUCAGUCGCGGUGUGUUGCUACUAACGCCAUGUCGGGCGCCGAAGCCGAUUUGGAUUCGCUCUCUCGCGCGCUUGAUGCCGCGCGCCGAGAUGCCGCCGCAGCCGAGCGCGAUGCCGCCGCAGCCAACGCCCGCGCCGAUGACGUCGACGCCAAGCUUGCCACCGUAUCGUCCAAGCUCGCCGCCGAGCGCGAUGCCGCCGCAGCCGCCGCCGAUGCCGCUGCUGCCUCACGCGCUGCUGCCCGCAAGGAAGCCGAGAGCGCAGUCUCGACCGCGGCCGCGCGCGCGUCUGAGAUGGAGCAGGCCUACUACGCGCUCGUCAACCAGCACGAGGCUCUCAAGGGCCGCACAGCCGUUCUGCAGGAGAGACUCGAUCCGCUCGCCACCCUCUCAGAGGAGCAUGCAGCGCUCAAGGCCGAGUAUGCAGCACUCAAGGCCACUGCGUCGGCCGCGCUUGACCGCAUCUCGGACCUUACACAACGGUCCGAAGCCUCGGCCUCGUUGCAGGCCGCGUACGACGAGCUUCACGCCAAGCAUUUGCAUCUGCAAAACGUGACCGAGCGAGCGCUCGACUCGGUUGCCGUCCUGCAGGCCGACACGGCACGUGCCAAUGCGGCCGCUGCUCAGCACGCGGCAGCGGCUUCGGAUGCGCAGACAACCAUCACUGAGCUGAAAGACCAGCUGGCGGCGGCUCAAACCGGGGCAUCGACAGCGACACUUGCGUCCGCUGCCCAGCUUGUCGCUGCCGAGCAGGAGUCGCACGCCUCCGCUGCCCGCGCUGCUCACGCCGAGGCCGCCGCCAACGACGCUCGCGCCUCGGCAGCUGAUCUUCGGGCCCAGCUUGACGAGGCGCGCAACGAGCUGGCCGCUGUCAACGCCCAGCUCGCUGCCGAGCGGGCUUCGCACGCCUCAGUCUCGGCCGCCUCGGCUGCCGUCAACACCCAGCUGGAGUCGUACAAGGACCAGCUGGCCCGUGCCGACUCGGCCCUUGUCACCCUCCGCGACGAACUCGAGCGCGAACGGACAGCCCGCGCUGCCGAUAACCAGCGCUACGCAUCUCACAUUGGCGCUGCCACCACCGAGACUUCGGCGGUCGCCACUGCUCGCACCGAGCUCCAGGCGCGGCUAACUGAGCGGGAGGCUGCUCUCGAGGCUGCUCGUGCAGAGACUGCCACCGCCAAGGGCUCGCUCACAGAGGCACAGGCGACGAUCUCGCUGCUCGAGUCGCGACUCGCAGCAUCGCGGGCGUCGGAGGCCUCGCUCACCUCGCAACUGCAUGAGACCCAGACCGAACUGCGGGUGGCGCGCACCCGCCUCCAAGAGCACGAGUCGGCUUCAGCUGCACUCGCCAGGACCCAGGAGCACACUCAGGGUGCGCUUUCGGCCAACGAGCGCCAAGUUGCCACACUUGCCACCCGCCUCGAGUCGGCGCUCGAGACCAACGCCGCGCUAGAGGCUAAGAUCAUCAAGCUCACCUCGGGCAAAGCCGGUACCAAGGCACAGAUGGAAAACAAGGAUGCCGCACUGCGCGACUGCCGUGCCACCCUCGCUGCGCUGACUGCAAAGCUCGAGGACGCGCAGCAUGCCAUGGAGAUGUCUGCGCUGGAAACGUCCCAACUUCGCAAUGCCAACGCCCAACUCAAGGACGACGUCGCAGCGCUCACCUCCAAGGUUGGCGAGCUCUCACAGGAGAGUCAACGGGCAGGCCAGAACAUCCUUGCCCUCGAGCUGGCGAACAAGCAGCACGCCGAUGCCCUUCUCUCCGCCAACUCGUCACUCGAGAACACGUCUGCCGAGCUGGCGGCCGCCCGGCUCGAGCUCGGUGAGCGCAACUCGCGCAUCACCCAGCUUGUGCAACUCUUCAAGCGCGAGGGCUACGCAGUGACUGAGACACUCGCGACAGGCAACGACUCGACAGUCACCACCCGCAACAUUGUGUACUCGGUCGAGUCGUCGCUUGCCGCCCGCGCCCAGGCCAUGAAGAUCGAGCAGCUGUCCAAGGCCCUGUCGGAUGCCGAGGCGUCAAUUUCGUCACUGGAGGCCAAGUUGGAGGACGCCAAGCGGAGCGCGGGUCGCGAGCUUGCCGCCGCCCGGGCCGAGAAGGAGCAGGCGCUCUCCGAGGCGCGGACCAAGUACGAGGAUCUCAUUGCCUCGUCACGAACCUCUUCCCGCUCGGUUGACAUGUCAUACCAGUCAAAGCUGGACAAGAUGGCGGCGGCCCAUCACGACCAAGUCUCGGCUCUCAACGACAAACUCGUUGCCCAGGCCGAGGAGUACCGGGCCAAGCUCGCGGCGCAGCUGGCAGCGACAACCGACAAGUACUCGGCCAAGAUGGCCAAGGCGGCAGCUGCCGCCGCCGACGCGCUCGAGGACGAAAAAACCAGAUCUGCUGCCUCGCUGGCGGCCACGCGCGCAGAGGCCCAAAAUAAGCUCGAUGCGUGCAAGCAGCGCCACGAGCGCGAGAUGCAGGCCCUGGUCUCACGCCACACUCAGGACCGCGACGCGCUCGUUGCCGAGCAUGACCGGUCGGUGUACGAGCUCAAGGCUCGUGCCGCCGACGAGCUCAACGCUCGCAUCGCCCACUACCAGGACAAGCUCACUGAAGCGAGCAACCAGCACUCGGCGCUCACUCGCGAGCUCGAGGCGCGCCUUCGUCGUGAGGCCGAGCAUGAGCUGAAGGAGGUGCAGUCAGCACUCGCUUCGGUUCGCUCCGAGCUCGCCACUAUCACCGCCACCCACGAGAUGCAGCUAGCAUCGCGGCUCUCCGACCAGCGGACACAGUACGAGUCGGCGGCCAUGGAGGCCAAGCUGACGCAUGCCGAGCAAGUCAACGCCCUUACCUCGGAGCUUGGUGCACUCAAGGCCAAGAUUGCGUCUGAGGAAGCCCAGCUGGAGAGUGACAAGGAAGAGCUGGCCAACGCAAGCUCCAAGCUCGAAAUCCUGCAAGCGGAAAAGCUGUCGCUCGAGCGAGCAUGCGGCGAUCUACAGCACGAAAACGCCCGACUCCAUGCGCUGUACAAAGACAAGCUCGAGGCGUCAGGUGAGCGGGUGGCCUUUCUUUCUACCGAGCUCGAAAAGGUCAACGACGCUCUCCAAACCGCGCUCAUGGACGCGUCCGAGGCAAAGGCUCGCGCUGAUGCGGGCAAAGCCGCCCAGGACGCGCUCUCGGACUCAAACGCGCGCCUUGAUGCAGAGCUCGAGUCCGUCAAGUCAAUUCUGGACGCGCUAGAAAAGGAGCACUCGGCCACGGUCCGCUCGCUGGCAGCAGCUCGGAAGCGCGGGCGCAAGCUCAAAGCAGCGCAGGGUACCAACGCAGCGCUACUGGCGGAUCUCGAGGAUGCCGUCAAGACCAACUCGGAGCUGGAAGCAGCGCUCACAAAGGCUCGAACCGAUAAUGCCGACCUUGCCGUUGAGCUUCAGGCAACGCUUGACGCCAACGGCUCGUUGGUAGCGCAGGCUAAGGGUUUUGAAGCCGAGAAGCUCGAGCUGACCCUGGCCAUCCAGAAGAGCCAGCACGAGGCGCGCCUCGCGGCAGCCAAGGCCAAAGAAGCGCACGAUGUCGCGCUUGCCGAUGUGGUGAGCCGUGACAAGGCUCUUGCAGCAGCUAAUGCACGUGCCGACGACUUGGAAACACAGCUACUUGCGGCCAAGCGCGAUGCCAAGGAAGCUCGGCACGAGCAGCUCCGGCUCCAGUCUGACGUCGACGAUCUGCGCAAUGCUGUUCACGUGGCCGAGCUCAGGGCAACGCGAGCCACCGACGGCAUGGACAUGGCCAAGGAGAAGCACUACUCGCUGAUGGCCCAGCUCGAGUCGGCAUCGCACCUCGAGGCGCAGGUGACCAAGCUCCGCGGGAUGCUGGACGCGGCACGCGAUGAAAACGCGUCGCUUCAGGUCAACCUCUCGCUUAUUGACGAGCAGCUCGGAGUGACCGAGGCGGAGCUGGAGGCUUCGCGGGCUCACGCGGCCGAGUUGGCAGCCGAGCUGGAUGCGGAGCGGGCGCACGUGGCCGCCCAUGGCUCGCCAUCAAAGCUCUCGUCGGCACUGACUACGACCAAGGCGCAGCGGGACGAAGUGUGUGCCGCGCUCCGCGAGCUGGAAGACGAGCACAAUGCGCUGCAGAUUGCGUACGACGGCCUAAUGGAGGGCCGCAUUUCCGAACUGGAGGAGACUGUGGCCGAGCGGGAUGCAUUGGCUCACCAAGUGGCAGUGCUGGAGGAGGCCAACGCACUCAACCUCGCUCGGGCGCACGCGCUUGACGCUGCACGCCGCGGUAUGUCGGCAGAUCAGCUCGAGGUGCUCAAACAGCUCGAGGCGGUGGCACUCAAGUAUGAAACGGCGCGGGCAAAGCUGAAGGCGGUGAGCGUCAGUGCUGAGACUGCUCGCGAUGCUCUCGAGAUCAAGGGCGCAGAGAGCGCGCGGCUCGAGGCGCAGCUCCAGGCGGCGAGCGAAGAGUUGGAUGCGCUCCGCGCCGCCCAUGCUGCCGCCACCCAGCACAUCUCGACCCAGCGCGACAAACUUGAUCUCAUCGGCUCGGUCACCAACGAAGCUGACAUCGAGCUCGUCAAGCUGCGGACGGCUAAUGCCACUCUCACUGCUCAGCUCUCCAAGGCGACGGCUGCCAACGAUGAGCUCCAGGCCGAAGUCAAGGCACUCGAAGGCAAGCUGGCUCGUGCAGAGCUGGUCUCGCCGCCCGAAGCUCCCGCAGUCGCCACCGCGCGUGCGCUGGCCGAGGCUGCCGCUGCUGCUGCCGACGAGGUGGCGGCGGCGGCGACCGAGUCAGUCGACGACGCCCACGCAUCGAUUGGCUCUGCCGAAGCCAACUCGCAUUGCACCGGCUCAUGCCUUGCAGCGAACACUGUCGAGCGGGCUGAGCAAAGGGCCAAGCACUUGCAGAUGCUGCUUGACAACGCGCACAAAGUCGUCCAUCGCGCCCGCACAGACGCAUCCGAGUAUGCGGGGUCGUACGCCGCGCUGGAGGCUUCCCUGGAGGCGCUGACUGCGCAGCUUGACGCUGCCAGUGGGCUGCAGAAGCCGGAAGAGGCGGCUCGGCAUCGGGCGCUGGGGGAGGCGCGGCGACUGGAAUUGGCUGCGCUGCAGCAACAGAACGAGCUGCUCAAGUCGACCAACACCUGGCUCGAGGCCGCCUAUGCCGAGCUCGAGGCGUCGGUCCUCUCGGCUGGCAUGCUCGGCUCGCGACCGGUCACAACACGGAUUCCCGAGCCAAGUCUCGACGCUUCACCAUUGUUCUCCUCCAAAGAGCUGUUGGGCCAGCUCAACGCGCUUGCCGGCGACAAAAUCGCACUCGAGGCGCAGGUUGCGCACCUCAGCCACAAGUGCAGCACGCUCGAGCGCGAGCUGGCGUCGACCGCAGACGCGCUUGCGGCAGCGCCGCGGGCAACAGAGCCGGUCGACUCGGACCUCUCAAUGCCAGCGUUGGUCUCGGCACGGGCGCGGCUGGAGAAGGAGCUCGCGUCGCGCGACGAGCGGAUUUCCGAGCUCGAGGCUGCUGUCGACAAGCUCGAUGCCCGGGCCAGUGCCAUGUCAGAGGCUGCCGAAGCCGCCCAGCGCGCUGCCGCAGCGAUGCGGACCAGUGCAGCCAAAGAAGCAGGCUCGCUGGGCCGCGUGGGCGCAGCGCAGCUCGACGCGCAGCUCGGCUCGAUCGAAGCGCGCGUCCAGGCGCUAGCACAGACCGGGACCGCGGAACAGGACGGCGUGGCCGAGUCGCCGAACGGUGCACCCAUGCUCUCGCCGACCUCGCAGUUUGGCUCGCUCUCUUCGGGCUCGGGCUCGCACCCGACGUCACUUCGGCGCGGACGGGCGGCGUCCGCCUCGGGGGUGGCGCGAGCGGGCGAACCGGCGUUUGCGUCGGUGCGCGCUGCGAGCGGUAGCGGGCUGGGCACGAUGCAACAUGUGUUUGACACGCACGUUCUUCGGCUCCACACCGAUGUCAUCGAUGCUAUCUCCUCGACCGAGUCACGGCUCUCAGAGCUGGCGAACAAGCUGCGGCUUGCUGGCAACCUCUCCGAGGCCGAGGUGCGGCGUGUCGAGGGCGCGCUGCAGCACGUGUGGGAGCAGUGCGACCACCUUCGGCGCGAGGCGUCGUCGGUUCUGAGCCAGCUGCACGCGAUGCAGGGCGUGCUUGUGCGGCGCGAGCGGGUGCUUGUUCAGCUCGCGCAGCUAGAUGUGCAGGUUGAUGCACUGCGUGAGGACGAGGCACUGGCGACGCCGCCGUCGCCUGAGAUGCAGGCGUCGUCACAGGCAGCGCUGCAGCGGCUACUCCUCACGCUCGAGCAUCAGCUGGAGAUGUUGGCCAAUGUGGAGCAGCACUGUAACUCGCAGCUGAAGCAGUCGACGACGCUGCUGGCGGUACUUGAGGUCCAGCUGGCGAUGAUGGGAGUAUCGGAGAAGAAGGCAGCGCUGCUGACGGAGAAGCUGGAAAAAGUCAAGGCCGAGUGCGCGCCCGGUGCCGGCGAGACCCAGCAAAUUUUGUCGUCGUUUGAGCAGAGCAACCAAGAGUACAAGUCUGCCAUCGGCGAUCUUGCGACGCGGGUCUCUGCAACGCUGAGCAAUGUCGGGCCGCAGGCCAAGUCGCUUGCGGACCGAAUGAAGGCGCUGGCGGCGUUGCUAGCGCCGGCUGGUUCGGGCUCGACAAGCGACGCCAGCGGACCGCCUGGUGGCGACGACGAGUACUCCGAGGCCGAGACCGAGGAGAUUGAUACCAGGCGCGGAGAGACCGGUGAAGCAGAGGUCGCGAGCAGCAGCGAUUUCAACUCGAUGCGGUUGUCGCAAGAUCAGCUUGCGACCUUGCUCAGCGGGGCCGAUCCAGAGGCCGGGGUCUCUGCCACGAUCGAGCAGAUCGAGCGAUUGCUCCCGAUGGUGGAGCAGCUCCGCGUUGCUGCACCGCCGCAGCUAGCGUCGAUGUGCGCCAAGCUGACGGGCGUGGUGGCUGACGCGCGAGCGGUGGCCGAGCACGCGCUUCAGCUGGUCCGGAGUGGGCAGGCCGAGCACAACGAGAAGAUCAAGCAGUACGAGGCCGAGCUCGAGACCUUCUCCGACAAGAUUGUCAUGUUCAUGCGCAAGUUUGAAGCGACACAGUAGCCGCCGCCGCCGAGGGAUCGGUUCAGAGUGAAAUAGGUAUGCGAGAGUGGAUCACUUUAUCUGGUGUCGGGCACAAAAUCUAUGCACAGAUGCUAAAGAUGGCCUUGCCGUCAACAAAGUAGUAGGCGCACUUGCCAAGCUCGCCCUGGACCUUGGUGAGGACGCUGGCGAGGAGAUCGGUCUCCUCGGGGGAGAGGACGCGGCGGGCAAGAGCCUUGUCCUCGUCGUCGUCGCCAAACUGGUCGAGAGCAUGGUCGACGUCAAAGAGCGACUGCAGGUAGAGG
This is a messenger RNA of Thecamonas trahens ATCC 50062, 8042 nucleotides long. RefSeq lists its product as uncharacterized. The transcript has a single exon. The record is from RefSeq and is a predicted model, not a curated record. Lineage: Eukaryota; Apusomonadida; Apusomonadidae. Bases 1 to 7758 code for a protein of 2585 amino acids.